UUCUGAUGAUUCCUACCGGUCAGUGGUAAGGCUGCAUCGGUCUUUCGCUCUGCACAAUCGAGAGCAAACCGCCUUCGCGUAAACACAGACCUUUCCACGAGCGUCCUCCGGUUUGCUUGUUGCCCAGAAAAGCUGAAAGACUCGCGCAGCCCAGCCAGGGGACGCUAAAUUGUUGAGGAAAUUAGACAACACUCGCAGACUCGUCCUCUGAAGGUAAAGGUGUGGAGCGAGGGCGUGUGUAAGGAGUCUGUGUGUGUCCUCUGAGGAGCCGUAGAAGAGACUCGGGCCUGCAGGACGUGGAACAGAAUGGGAGCUCCUGUUUUAUUAGAAGAAGAAGAGGAGAUUCUUCCCACGUUGUUGAGAUGAGAUCAUCGGAUCUGGCGUCUCCUUCCAUCUGCUCUUACUCCUGAAUUCCCAAACAGCUCGUCACGUUCUUCUCGGGAUAUGGAGGGAAGGAACUCUGCGUAAAUCACUGCAGAUCUGUUUAUUAUCAUCGUCAGAAAAGAAAUAACUGUAAAAUACGUGUAAAGAUUACUGACCUGUGACACACACGCAUACACACGCAUACACGCACAUACACACACAUACACACACAUACGCAUAUGAACUGGAAUUACAUGGAUUUCUUUCCUCUGGAAUGAAUUUGGGGAUAAAAAAAAACUUUUUAAUGCCCGGAUUAAAAAGUCGGAAACUCGUUUAACUCGGAGACGUUUUUCCUUCAGCAAGAUGGCGGGAAAGGACUACAAUCAUCUCUUCAAACUGCUCAUCAUCGGAGACUCCAAUGUUGGGAAAAGCAGUUUACUACUGAGAUUUGCAGACAACUCCUUCUCUGGGAGCUACAUAACCACUAUAGGUGUGGACUUUAAAAUCCGGACAGUGGAGAUCGAUGGAGAGAGAGUGAAACUUCAGAUCUGGGACACAGCGGGACAGGAGAGGUUCAGAACCAUCACGUCGACGUAUUACAGGAACACUCACGGGGUCAUUAUCGUGUACGACGUUACGAAUCCCGAGUCGUUUGUGAACGUGAAGCGGUGGCUGAACGAGAUCUCGCAGAACUGUGACAACGUGUGUAAGAUAUUAGUUGGGAAUAAGAACGACGAUCCGUCAAAGAAGCAGGUGGACUCUCACGACGCUCAGAGGUUCGGAGAGACUGUAGGAGUUCGAGUGUUCGAGACCAGCGCUAAAGAAAAUAUCAAUGUGGAAGAGAUGUUCAUGGCGUUUACCCACAUGGUCCUGCGGGCGAAGAAACAGAGUCAGAGCCGAGCGGAGCGAGAGCGGGAGAGAGAGAAGGACACGGUUCACAUCAACGCUCACCGCGACCGCGACAGGAGGAAGAGAGGAAAGAAAUGCUGCUGAGAACCGAGAGAGAAAUGAGGAACCCUGAGGAACUGCACCUGCGGCGCUCUGGCAACCGUUUCACAUUGUUUAUGCGUGACUUUGCACUGAUGACAGGAACUGGAACUGGAACUGGAAGCCACUAUAAAGUACCCGAAUGGUGUUUUUGUAAAAUAAGAAAAAACAAACAUGUAUAAUUUUAUGACUAAACGAGUGACGUACAGUCGAAGGUAUUACACUGUUAUUACACAUGUAAUCAAAGAGCCAUUAACACAGCUGAUGUGCUUCGUCAAUAUGUUAAUAAAAACAAAAAAACUAAUGAAAAGUAUUGAUGAGCCACGUCAUGCGUCCAAAUUAAUCAAUAGCAAUAAAAUACCGUGUUAAAAAUGCACUAGA
This is a messenger RNA of Ictalurus furcatus (blue catfish), 1731 nucleotides long. RefSeq names its product ras-related protein Rab-35. Lineage: Eukaryota; Metazoa; Chordata; Actinopteri; Siluriformes; Ictaluridae. Gene Ontology annotation, biological process: endocytic recycling. The coding region runs from base 727 to 1356 and encodes 209 amino acids. Gene Ontology annotation, cellular component: plasma membrane; endosome membrane. The transcript has 7 exons. The record is from RefSeq and is a predicted model, not a curated record. Gene Ontology annotation, molecular function: GTP binding; GTPase activity.